Messenger RNA from Megalopta genalis, 4702 nucleotides. The record is from RefSeq and is a predicted model, not a curated record. Lineage: Eukaryota; Metazoa; Arthropoda; Insecta; Hymenoptera; Halictidae.
AACGCGUGCGUCUGUUAACGUUGGUCCGGCUUCCAGCCGUUUUUUCAUUUUAAAUUGCUCAGGUUUAAGUGACACAGGAUGACCGAAAAUGUUCAAGGAACGUUCGUGUCGGAAAAAAUUGCUAAAAUCCGAUGGAAACACGAGAAUUUCGAGGAAGCUUCGAAUUUUUUGACCGGCAGUUGGGAUGAUCCGGUGAAUAAAGUGACCUAUUGGACGUUCGAAGUGAACGAUGUCGGCGAGUCUUAUCCAGCGGUAGUUACCUCCUAUGCAAUUCUUGGAAACGUGACUGAAAUUAAAUUUAUUUCAAGAGAUUUCUUUGUGGUAUCCUCAUCCGUUGGCACCGUAAGAUUAUUACAGAUCCAUGAGAAUCCAUAUUCACAAUUUAAGGCACACGCGUCCUGGGAAUCCCUACAUAAAUUCAAAACAUCUGAUUAUGCAUCUUGCACCGCAUUGUCUACUUUCGAACAAGAUAUAGUUUCUGUAGGAGAAGAUGGAAGAAUCAAUCUUCUAACUGCUGGACAGAAGAAGCCUGUUAGAGUUAUUGAAGAAGCUGAUAGCUGUUCCUUGUACUGUGUCGAUUUCUUAAGACACAAUGAAAUACUUACAGGAAAUCUUAGAGGUCACAUGAAAGUAUGGGACUUGAGAAACAAUCAGGAUUUUCCUGCAACAACAUUCAUGCUCUCAGAGCAAGCAAAAACAGAAGCCACGAGUAUCGCGCAUCAUCCAACACAGAGGCAUAUUGUUGUUGCCGGUGGUGGUGACGGUAGCUUAACAGUGUGGGAUUUGAGACACAAUACAUAUCCAAUGUCUCAACUCAAUGCUCACGCCAAGGCUGUUAGCGAAAUUCUCUUUCACCCUGAUAGACCAGAAAACUUAUUUUCCUGUUCAAAUAGCGGCGAACUGUGGCACUGGAAUAACACUCAACACUCAAAAUUGAGUCUUGAUCCUACAAAUACACAUUGGUUAAAUACAAUCGGGGCAAAUUGCAGAAUAAAUGUAACAUCGCUCUGCAGCACUAUGCACAAACCAAUAAACAGUAUUGACAUAAACAGAUCAACCCUACUAUUUGGAUGUGACAACGAAGCUAUAGAUGGCUCAACAUCCAAUAGCACAACCAUACCCUCAGCAGCACCAAAAAGUCAGGUUCAAUUGAACCCUUACACUGGUUUGCCUUAUACACCAAGAUUUCAUGAGUUUUAUAAAAAGCGGAUCACCUUGCCAGUGUUCGAGUAUCGUGCUGAUUUUAUGAGGUUAUUGUCUCAGCAUCAGUGUAUUGUACUCGUUGGUGAAACAGGAUCAGGUAAAACAACACAAAUACCACAAUGGUGUGUGGAAUAUUCAAAGUGUAUGGGCAUCAAAGGAGUUGCUUGUACACAACCAAGAAGAGUGGCAGCUAUGUCUGUUGCACAAAGAGUCUCAGAGGAAAUGGAUGUUGCAUUAGGUCAGGAAGUCGGAUAUAGUAUCCGUUUUGAAGAUUGCAGUACUCCAAAAACUGUAUUGAAGUAUAUGACUGAUGGUAUGCUUCUUCGUGAAGGGAUGUCAGAUCCAAUGCUUGAGGCCUACCAAGUGAUUCUAUUAGAUGAAGCUCACGAAAGGACUUUAGCCACGGAUUUAUUGAUGGGUGUGUUGAAAGAAGUGAUUAAACAGAGAACAGAUUUGAAGCUUGUGAUUAUGAGUGCAACAUUAGAUGCUGGGAAAUUUCAACAGUAUUUUGAUAAUGCACCUUUAAUGAAUGUACCUGGCAGAACGCAUCCUGUUGAAAUUUUUUAUACACCUGAACCUGAAAGAGAUUAUUUAGAAGCAGCUAUCAGGACUGUUACUCAGAUACACAUGUGUGAGGAGGUAGCAGGAGAUUUGUUACUAUUUUUAACUGGUCAAGAAGAGAUCGAAGAAGCAUGUAAGAGAAUCAAAAGAGAAAUGGAUAAUUUAGGUACGGACGUAGGUGAACUAAAAUGCAUACCACUAUAUUCUACACUGCCCCCGAAUCUCCAACAGAGAAUAUUCGAACCAGCACCACCCACAAAAUCAAAUGGUGCUAUUGGUAGAAAAGUAGUAGUCUCAACUAAUAUUGCAGAAACAUCAUUAACUAUCGACGGUGUCGUCUUUGUAAUAGAUCCCGGUUUCGCGAAACAGAAGGUAUAUAAUCCCAGAAUUCGUGUGGAAUCCCUUCUAGUGUCACCUAUUAGCAAAGCUUCUGCUCAACAAAGAGCGGGCAGAGCCGGUCGUACAAGACCUGGCAAAUGUUUUCGACUAUAUACGGAAAAAGCAUACAAGAACGAAAUGCAAGAAAAUACGUAUCCUGAAAUAUUAAGAUCAAAUCUUGGCAGUGUUGUAUUACAACUGAAAAAGCUUGGCAUCGAUGAUUUAGUUCACUUUGAUUUCAUGGAUCCCCCUGCUCCAGAAACUCUCAUGAGAGCUCUGGAACUUCUAAAUUAUUUGGCAGCACUAGAUGACGACGGAAAUCUCACGGAUUUGGGAGCUGUGAUGGCAGAAUUUCCAUUGGACCCUCAACUAGCGAAAAUGCUAAUUGCAUCUUGCAAUCAUAACUGCAGUAAUGAGAUUCUUAGCAUUACUGCUAUGCUUUCAGUCCCACAGUGUUUUGUGAGGCCCAAUGAAUCAAAGAAGGCUGCGGAUGACGCUAAAAUGCGAUUUGCACACAUCGAUGGAGAUCACUUAACGCUGUUAAACGUGUAUCACGCUUUUAAACAAAACUUCGAAGACCCACAAUGGUGUUACGACAACUUUGUCAAUUACCGAUCUCUGAAAAGUGGCGACAACGUCAGGCAACAGUUAAGCCGAAUAAUGGAUAGAUUUUCUUUAAAACGUACCUCGACGGAUUUUACAUCAAAAGAUUAUUAUAUUAAUAUCAGAAAAGCGUUAGUGAACGGCUUCUUCAUGCAGGUUGCUCACUUGGAGAGAACUGGACAUUAUUUAACCAUCAAAGAUAAUCAAAUUGUACAGCUUCAUCCAAGCAGUUGUUUAGACCACAAGCCUGAAUGGGUGAUCUAUAAUGAGUUCGUGCUUACGACUAAAAAUUACAUUAGAACAGUUACUGAUAUCAAACCCGAUUGGUUGCUAAAAAUAGCGCCACAAUAUUACGAUUUACAAAACUUUCCACAAUGCGAAGCAAAGAGACAAUUGGAGGUGAUCCAAACGAAAUUAGACUCGAAACAGUAUCAAGAAGGAUUCUAACCCUUAUAUAUUUUAGAUAUUUUCAAAAAUGAUGUCAAACGGUUGAUAAUGUGUGAUCGGCUCCGUUUUUUGCAUUACGCCUGACACAUACAUAUAAUACGUAAACACAAUUCACACACAUACACACGCAAACAGUUUUUUCGAACAGAAAGCCAAAAUACCAAACAUUUUGAGGCACAUCCAAAAGAGUAGUUACCUGCUCCGCAACUUUCACUUUAAUAUGUAAAGAUAAAAGACAAGUCUUAAUGAACAUUUCUAGUUUUGUACAAGCUUCAACGACUUGUACAUUUUUUAGACUCGUGUGCUGAGGAACUUCUUGAAGUAUUUGUAGACCUCGAUUUAUCCCUCGAUUAUAAAGCAAAUGAAAAAAAUUGACGUUUAAUCUGCUAGACGCACGCGGAAAGCAUAUAUAGUUGAUUGAUAAAUGAUUUAUUUAUGUACAUUAAAAAAAAGUGUAGCGAUUAAGUAAUUUUACCAGUAGAAUUUGUUGUUCGACGUUUGCACACUUGGAAUAUAAUACUAGAUAAAGAUAGAUUAAUUUUUGUAUUAAAUGUUGAACAUGGUAUGAUAAUUAAGACGCGUACAAUGCCUGAUUAUGGAUAAUUGAAGGGCAAUGGCUACACAGAAUUAUCGAACCAAAUUAUGUUUUUUUCCUUGUACGUUUAAAGAAAGUAGUGCUAUUUAACGUGUUACGUAUUUCACUUUUUUUCUAACUACAUACAGUCAAGAGCAUCAUAUAAUAUUUAUUGUGCUUACAAUGGAGCUAAGCAACUUGCCACCAAACAUUCAUCUUCGUUUAUAAGCGACACAAUUGCGUUGUUUCCCUAAUUUCACAUGAAAAGUUCCCUGCUAAUUAAACGAUACUUCUAAUAAAGAAAGGAAGUAAUUGCGUUAAAACGCGAGUAAGAGAAAUCGUGAUGUUAACAGAUAUUUUAAAAAGAACUACACGCAGUAGGUUUACAAGAAACAAAUCAAAUUAUUCUUAUUUAUCAAUACUAGUAUAAUAGAAAUGAUAAAUCAUCCUUCAGAAUAUAAUACUUGACCAACUUUUAAUAUCGUAUGCGUAACGAACAGAACUUUGAAUUUUCUAGUUUAUUAUUAGACUGCGGAUUUUAUGCAUUUGUUGCAUUUUUGAAAUUUUGAAACUCGAUAUCGAAUAAUGUUUUCUCUUUGGAAUAUGACAAAAUCUCUCAUAGAGUAAAACAAUUCUUUCGAUUAUUUAUUUUGUUCACAAAAACUUAUUUUAGCAUAAGAAUUCGCAGUUGACUUAUUGUAUAUUCGUGGAAUUUAAAUAGUAUCAGAAAAUCGCUGUAAAAUUAAUUUUUUGCUAUCGAAGAUGCGGUUUCGCUUGUUUGAAUGCAUUCAGUGAUUAUUUUAAUUUUUGUAAAUAAAAAUUACACAGGUAUCCAAAAGGGUAUGCAUAUACAGGAACCACAGAACGAUCGUGAACAGUUUUCAUUGUAUUGUAUCACUUCAUUCCAAUAAAACAUUGAAAAUAUCACGAGUCAAA